Messenger RNA from Serpula lacrymans var. lacrymans S7.9, 1612 nucleotides. RefSeq lists its product as uncharacterized. Lineage: Eukaryota; Fungi; Basidiomycota; Agaricomycetes; Boletales; Serpulaceae. The transcript has 8 exons. The record is from RefSeq and is a predicted model, not a curated record. Bases 614 to 1498 code for a protein of 294 amino acids.
GAUGUACACAAAACUUAAGCAAAGGUAAGAGGUCACUGGCAUCGACUCCAAUUCGUAAAAGUUUCCCCAUCUGCUUAUAAGGUGAGUCUUGACGACACUGAAUCGACUUGGUUCUGUCCUCCAAUCACUCCUUCGACCACAUACCAAUACCUCAUGUCACCUGCGAAGCGCCCUCCCUCUUUCGUAUAGACCAUGAUUAUCCUCGCCUGUCCUUGGGCUCUCCAGCAGUAAACGAAGGUCAUGUUACAUCAUCCGUGAGCUACAGCGAGGUAAGAUCACACUGGCGACAGCUCAAGCAAGAAUCGAGUGCUUGGGAAACGAGUAUGACCUCGCCACUGCCCAAAACUUCUGAAAGACGCCCGAAUUGAACAAGAUUCAUCGAAAGCGCAGCACUCCUGUUUAUCUAACAUAGUCAUGUGCUUUCUUUUUCAACUCUCGUUUCCAGCUUGUACAGGUGCCGUGAGACUACGAAGAACGUCUAGACCAACGUGACCUUUCGUUUGAAAGGAUAGCCGCGAAACAUUCUUGAGUUCCAUCCGCAAUUUGCGGAUGUGUUCAUGCCCCAUUCGUCACCCAACGUGUGACCAAUUACUUGUUAUCCCUGAUUGUUAUCAUGACUUCGACUUUCACUCCCAUUGUAAAGAGGAUCCCAUCUUCAGAUGGAACUAUCAUAUUUGCUGAAGCAAUCGGCAAUCCUCUUAAUCCUGGUGUUAUCUUUGUACCCGGAUUAUGUCUAGAUUCCAUCGUUUUUGACUGCCUAUUCUCUGACAAGGCUCUGCUAGAGUGUGUCUAUAUGGUACGAUACAAUAUGCGUGGUAGUGGAAGGAGUGGCAAGCCAACCACGGCAGAAGGUCAUGCUUCACAGCUAUAUGCAGAUGAUUGGCUCGCAGUCGCCCGCGCCUUUAAUUUGAAAAAUCCCGUUCAUGUUGGUUGGAGUUAUGGAGCCACAGCUGUUACAGAUAUCUGCGCUAAUAUAACGCCAUUGCCUAUCUCAGGUGCCGUGUUCCUCGGCGGACUACCGUCCGUCGGUCUGGAACUCAGGCAGAAAGUCCUCAAGCCCAGGAUCGUUAGCGUCGCAUCCGAACUCAUAAAGCCUAUCACGUCGUCGUGGAUUCCAUUAAAGAUUGACUUCAUUGAAUCCCUAUUUGACGAAAAAGAUCACGUCCCUGAUAGUGUUAAAUUCACUUGGCUUGGCUCGACUGUCGGCUACACGCCAGAAGAUGCUAUCUUUGCCUUGACCCGUUCGCAGGAUCCUAGCAAGCUUUUCGAAGCCGGAUCGAAAGGUCUUCCUUUACUUGUUAUUUCUGGAGAGUUGGAUACACAUAACCGAGGCGAAGUACUGGUUCAAGAAAUGGAGCCUCAUUUCAAGAACAUCGAGUCCCUGAUGAUCGAGGGCGGUAGUCACGCCAUAUUUUACACCCAUCAGCAACAGGUAGUUGAAGCACUAUUGAAAUUUAUGGGCGACAUCCAAGGUGGAAAAUAUGGUUCAGCUCAUUGAAUCAGAUCUGUAGCAUCCCUUUUUUAUACGGCACAAGAGACUCAUAUGGGCGUGGUGUUCAAAUUUUACGUUUUACUCACUGAAAUUUUACUUUCAAAUGAAAUGGAUCAUAAG